AUGCAGAAGUCAAUCACCUCAUUUUUCGGAGGGCCGAAAGACGGGGCAGCAGACCCGCCUUCCCCCCCCAAGCCGCGCCCGCCUUCUGCCAAACCCUCUCCCAAGCCAAAGCCGAAGGCAGCCAAGAAAGCCCCCGAGCCCGCCGCUACCAAGAAACCGAAACCGAGGCGCGUUGUCGACGGCGACGGCGAGGAUGAGGCGAAGCCGGCGUCUCCUUCCCCGGCGGGGACCAGCAAUGCCGAGGAGAAGGGCAACGGGGAGAGCCUUUCCCCGGAGAAGAAUACGGCGGUAGCCGCCGGAAAGCGGAAGCAGGCCGCGGGAGAGGGCGCCGCCGAGGAGGAGGAGACGGCAGCGGCGGCGGCACCCCGAGGUGGGAAGGCCGGGGACGACGAGCUGGAGGGGGGGGAGGAUGCGCCGGCCCAAAAGAAGCCUAGGAGGUUGCGUCGCCUCGCCGAGAAGAAGGCCAACGCCGCUGCGGAGGACAGCGACGACGACAUGUUCGGAGCAGGAGCGGCGGUAGGGGAAGAGACUGCCAAGGGCGAAAAGAAAAGCGCCGCCAUGGACGUGGUGGAGCUAGGCAACGACGACGACGACGGAUCAGGAGAAGAAGAAGCAGAAGAAGAAGCAGAACCGCACACUGCCGGAGAGGAGGAGGAGGAGGAGGAAGAGGAGGAGGAGGCGGGGGAAGAGGAAGAGGAUGAGGAUGAGGAGGAUGCGGGCGAGGUGGAAGGGGAGGGGGCGAAGAAGACGAAGGGGGCGAGCGGCACCGUGGCGAGCGCGCUCAUGGCGGGCGCCAAGAGGGCCAGUGGCGCGCCCCCGCCCAAGAAAAAAGUCAAGGGCAGCACGGCGGCCAGCCUCGUGAUAGCCAAAACGGAAGACCUCCUUGCCAAGGCGUCCUGGAAGAAGGGCCAGCCUGUUCCUUUCUCUGCGGUUGCCGAGAUGUUCGACCGCGUCGAGCAGACGUCAAAGAGGUUGGAAAUCCAAGAGAUUCUUCGCGGCUUCUUGUGUACGGUCAUAGCCCUCACCCCGGAGGACCUGGUUCCGUGCGUCUACCUUGCAUGCAACCAGCUCGCGCCUUCCUACGAAGGCAUGGAGCUCGGCAUCGGAGAUAUGGUGCUGCAGAAGUCUAUCCAGGGGGCUACAGGACGUUCGGCGAAAGACAUCAAAGCGGCCGCGCAGAAGGCCGGGGACCUGGGGGAGGUGGCGCAGCACUCCACCAAGUCGCAGGGGACGCUCUCGUUCGGGCAGACCAUCAAGGCCCUCUCCGCGAGAGAUGGAUUGGAGAGGUACCGAGCCAUCGCUCGUGUCAAGGGCAACUCCUCGGGGGAAGACAAGAUCAACCGCAUCAAGAAGAUGCUGGUGUCCUGCAAGGGCCUCCAGGCCAAGUACAUCAUCCGGGGGCUCCAGGGGAAGAUGCGCGUCGGCCUCACCGACACCACCGUCAUGGUCUCUCUCUCCCACGCCGCAGUGACGUGCCCGUCCGAGGCCGUGCUGGCCGCAGAAGAAGCGGAGAAAGUUCUUGCGGACCAGGAGCGCGAGGGAGGGAAGGCGGACGACGACUGCGGCGGCGGCGGCGGCGGCGGGAAGGGCGAAGGGGACGAACGACCAGUCGAUGCCACCGGCGAGGAGAAAGCGGGGGGCUCCGACGAUGGGAAAGAGGGGGUGGCAGGGGAGCCGGCGGCGGUGGCGGACAAGUCCGGUGAUGGAAAAGAUGGCGGCGGCGGGGAGGAAGAGGAUGCUUCGCAGGAGGAGGAAAUCGACGGUCUUAUCCCUGUUGCGCGAGCGCUCCGUGACACCCCGGCGAGCCACUUGGAACAGAGAUUGGAACUGGCCUGCCAGUUGGUCAAGCAGGCGUACUCGGAAUGCCGCAACCUUGACCAGAUCAUCAAGGCCAUCCUUUCGACCCCGCUGUACAGGCUCCAGCAGGCAUGCAGGUUGACGCCAGGCGUGCCUGUGCUCCCAAUGCUCGCCAAGCCCACCAAAUCCAUCGGGGAGGUGCUGCAGAGGCUGUCCGGCCAGGAGUUCACUUGCGAGUACAAGUACGACGGCGUGCGAGCGCAGGUCCACCACAAGGAGGACGGGAGCCUGCGGUUCUUCAGCCGCAACAGCAAGGACAGCUCGUCCGAACUCCCCGACCUCAUCCCGGUCAUGAAGGACUGCGUGAAAGAGGGGGUGUCGUCGUACGUCAUCGACACGGAGGUGGUGGCCUACGACCGGGAAACCGGGAACCUCCUUCCGUUCCAGAUGCUGUCUACCCGCGGCCGGAAGGAUGUGGACGCGGAGGACGUGAAGGUCAAGGUCAUCGUGGAAGCAUUCGACAUGCUCUACCUUAACGGCCAGUCGCUGCUGCAGAAGCCGUUGAAGCAAAGAAGGAGGCUCCUGCGCAGCACUUUCAAGGAGGUGGACGGACGCUUUCGAUUCGCCACCUUCAUGGAUCACAAGGAGGACGGUGACACCGGGCCCAUCGAAGAGUUCUUGUCAGAAGCUGUCAAGGGGAACUGCGAGGGGCUUAUGGUCAAGACGCUUACGGCAAACUCUUCCUACGAGCCGUCCAAGAGGUCCCUCAACUGGCUCAAGCUCAAGAAGGACUACCUCCAGGCCGACGGUGGGGGCGUGGGAGACUCGCUUGACCUCGUCCCCAUCGGCGCCUUCUUUGGGAAGGGGAAACGCACGGGCAAGUACGGGGCGUACUUGUUGGCUUGCUACGAGCCCGACCGAGAGGAGUAUCAAUCGGUCUGCAAGAUCGGCACCGGUUUCACCGACGAGAUUCUCAAUUCUUUCUGGGAGGAGCUUAAGGAGCACACGGUGGAGCAGCGUCCGAGGUACUAUAACGUGGCGGACAGCCUCUCGCCGGACGUCUGGCUUGCACCUCACAAGGUGUGGGAGGUUAAGUGCGCCGACCUGUCCAAGUCUCCCGUCCACAAGGCCGCCAUCGGAAAAAUCGCGCAGGAGCCCGACCGCGGCAUCAGUAUCCGCUUCCCCCGUCUGUUGCGGGAGCGGGAAGACAAGGACCCGGAGCAGGCCACUACGUCGGACCAGAUUCUGGAUAUGUAUGAAGGCCAAGAUGUGGUCAAGAGCAACGCAGCUGGCGGACAAGCGAACAAUGCUGCUGACGACGACUGGGAGCUGUAGCUGGUGCGAUGGCAUUAUCGCUCCCGUAGUUAAAAAGGUGGUAGAGGGACAAUCCCCGCGUUUGUCAACGAGAGUGUUGCACACAGGAACUAUGGAGCGAUGGCGUGAAGGGCCCACCAUACCAACACUAGGAGCGCGCAUUAUAGCAAACGAGCGCGCGAUUUGAUGCCUGUCCGCGAAAUCUUCUUCAACCGAUUCAGGCUACGGCCUAACUUGG
Molecule: messenger RNA, 3349 nt
Organism: Ectocarpus siliculosus
Lineage: Eukaryota; Phaeophyceae; Ectocarpales; Ectocarpaceae
Source: the annotation of a GenBank genome assembly